Molecule: messenger RNA, 1191 nt
Organism: Neomonachus schauinslandi (Hawaiian monk seal)
Lineage: Eukaryota; Metazoa; Chordata; Mammalia; Carnivora; Phocidae
Gene: PIP5KL1
Product: phosphatidylinositol-4-phosphate 5-kinase like 1
Exons: 10
Coding region: 1-1191 (396 amino acids)
Biological process (GO): phosphatidylinositol metabolic process
Molecular function (GO): phosphatidylinositol kinase activity
Source: RefSeq, a predicted model, not a curated record
AUGGCCGCACCGAGCCCGGGGCCCCGCGAGGUCCUGGCCCCCUCCCCAGAGGCUGGACGCAGAGCAGCCACCUCGACCUCUGGCCGUCGUGGCCUCCUCUGGCGUCUUCGAGACAAGCAGGCUCGCCUUGGCCUGUUUGAGAUUGGCCCGGGGCAUGAGCUGCACCAGCUGACAUGCAUGAUGCAGACAGGGCUGUGGGCUGCCACCCAGGUCUCCAUGGACCACCCACGCACAGGACCGCCCACUGAGGAGGAUUUCUGCGAGGUCCUGACCCAGGUUCACGAGGGCUUCGAGCUGGGCACCCUGGCUGGCCCAGCCUUCGCCUGGCUGCGCCACUCCCUAGGCCUGGCCGAGGAGGACUAUCAGGCGGCGCUUGGCCCAGGUGGCCCCUACCUGCAGUUCCUCAGCACCUCCAAGAGCAAGGCCAGCUUCUUCCUGUCCCACGACCAGCGCUUCUUCCUGAAGACCCAGCGGCGUCGGGAGGUGCGGGCCCUGCUUGCCCACCUGCCCCGCUACGUGCAGCAUCUGCAGCGGCACCCGCACUCGCUACUUGCGCGGUUGCUGGGAGUGCACAGUCUGCGGGUGGCUCGGGGAAAGAAGGAAUUCUUCAUCAUCAUGCUGAGCGUCUUCUAUCCCGCCGGCCGCAUCUCUGAGAGGUAUGACAUAAAGGGCUGUGAGGUGAGCCGAUGGGUGGAGCCAGCCCCUGAGGAUAGCCCCGUUGUCCUGGUGCUGAAGGACCUCAACUUUCAAGGCAAGACCAUCGACCUGGGGCCCCAGCGGAGCUGGCUCCUCCACCAGAUGGAACUGGACACCGCCUUCCUCCGGGAACUCAACGUGCUCGAUUACAGCCUCCUGAUGGCCUUCCAGCGUCUCCAUGAGGAUGAGAGGGGCCCAGGCAGCAGUCUCAUCUUCCGCACGGUCAGGUCUGUGCAAGGGGUACAGAGCCCGGAGGAGCCGGGAUCGCAGAACCGCCGGCUGCUGCCCGACACCCCCAACGCCUUACACAUCCUGGACGGGCCGGAGCAACGCUAUUUCCUGGGCCUCGUGGAUCUCGCCACGGUGUACGGGCUCCGGAAGCGGCUGGAGCACCUAUGGAAGACGCUGCGCUACCCGGGCCGGACCUUCUCCACCGUCAGCCCCGCUCGCUACGCCCGUCGCCUCUGCCAGUGGGUGGAGGCACACACCGAGUGA